UAAUGGAUAACUUAGCAUCAACUUCGUCUACAAAAACAGCCUUAAAAACUCCUUUAGUUGAGACAACAAAAACUGCGGUCCCUACUCCAAUUCGGACAGUUCUCAGCGAGAAUACUUCGAUAUUCUUCAAACAAUAUGGCAGUCAAUUUGGAAAAUUGCGUCUCUCAAUGCAAAAUAUAUCCAACAGCAUUCUACACUUCAAAUUCAAAAAAUCUAGCGGCACUAAACUCGCGAUAGAACCACAAGCCAGCGGAAUAAUUGGAAAACGUUCAGAAACCCUCAUAACUCUCACUUGGGACAUCUCUGCACACGAAGCUGUAACCCCCGAUGGCUGGCACUAUGUUAAAAUGAUUCUUUUGCUGGCGAUAGAUGGGAGAUUUGAAGAUUUGGAUAAUUGCUCAUUGACCAGAGUUGUUGGAUAUCUACCGUCAAAUGCAGCAAAAUUUGAUGAAAAUGCAAAGCCUGACAUUCUCGUUGUUGAUGUUCCAAAUAAAUCAAACAGUAUUCGACAACAAUUGAGUCGCCGAGAACCAAGUCCUGCUCGAAAAAAGGCAAGUACUUCAAGGCAGUCAAUUGUUCCUCGACAGGCUUCCCAGGCUAGCACAAUAAAAAGCACUACUUCGGUUCGCACUGUUUCGUCAGAACUUCGACAUCUUGAACGGACACUUUCCAAAUUAGAAUUGCUUGAACGGCAACAAUUUUCUCGUUGGCUUCUUCUCUAUUUCUUGCUAAUUAUGUAA
Messenger RNA from Meloidogyne enterolobii, 740 nucleotides. The record is from the annotation of a GenBank genome assembly. Lineage: Eukaryota; Metazoa; Nematoda; Chromadorea; Rhabditida; Meloidogynidae.